AUGUCAGGCAUCGGCGGCUCUGAAGACGAGCCGAUGAAUCCUAACCUGCUCGAUCCUGUGUUGCGGGGCUCAUUGGAGAGGGAGCCUGCUGGACCAGACGAUCACGCCUCCCAACAGAAGGGUUCUGCCAACACCGAGCAUGCCAGGUUCUCUUGGCUGUCCCAGUCUGACCGGCAGAUGACAACCCGCGAAGACCUACAUCGCUCGGAUCCACAAGACAAGCUUGAUUUCGUACUGGACGGGCUUCCAGAUGCAACAUCCAAACUUCUGUCUGAUAUCGCACAACAGACCGUGCCUCAGUGUUGUGAAUUUCCACAUACAACAUUCCCUCAUCUCGGAGAUCCGUUCCAGGCAUGGCCAUUCAGAGAUGGCGUUGAUUGCUCAAAAGUGCGCAUGGAAUUCUUCAAGAUGGUCCGGGAGGUCCGCUUCAUCCUCGUUCGCACAGGACGGGGAGAUAUUCCUCUAGAAGAGUGGUUUCCACCAUCCGGCUGCCCCCUCACCUCCAGCCUGUGCUUCGAAUCAACAUAUCCGAGUACGAAGCGGAGUAACAGCCCAGCUCUUCAAUUCAUGUUCGCAGCUUACACAGGAGACCUGGAUGAGAGUAUAUUCUUCUUCGAUCGAUGGCCAAUCGUUACGCCCACAGCAGGACGCUUCGCAAAACACGCGGACGCCGUGAGGAGAUGGGGCGAGCAGGUGGUGUCGCGCAUCGACCAGUUCACGGCAUGGUGCCGUUCGACUUGCGUCGCGCCGGUGAGCAUAGUGGCAGGCAGCGAGCUGCAGAAGGACAUGAUCGCCAGCGCCGUGGAGUUCGUUGCCAUUGCCGAGGUAUCGUCAAUCAGGACCUCUGAAGAGUUCCCGGUCAAUCUCGCCAUCCUCCAACACCUUGACCGAUACCAACUCGGAGUUCCACUACCCCACGGACAAAAGUGGUCCUUCAACCUCACCCAACAAGCGGACGAGAAGAUAGCCCUUGAUUUCGUACUCUCGACGUCGCUCACGCCAUCACAAAGAGAACCAGACGCUUCACAGUCGUUGACGCUACCGAUGUAG
Cercospora beticola is the source of this 1050-nucleotide messenger RNA. RefSeq lists its product as uncharacterized. The record is from RefSeq and is a predicted model, not a curated record. NCBI's taxonomy places the organism in Eukaryota, Fungi, Ascomycota, Dothideomycetes, Mycosphaerellales, Mycosphaerellaceae.